Messenger RNA from Rhagoletis zephyria (snowberry fruit fly), 2707 nucleotides. RefSeq names its product Cyclin J (gene CycJ). The record is from RefSeq and is a predicted model, not a curated record. Lineage: Eukaryota; Metazoa; Arthropoda; Insecta; Diptera; Tephritidae.
GAAAAAUUUUCUCACCCUAGUAAAACGUUUUUUUACCAUAGAACUUUGCUACUGAGGCUGUGUACAAACCGGUAACUUUUUCUCCGGGGUGAGACGGGGUGGAAACAUUUACUAUGGUGUACGAAUAAAUUGAAUUUCGCUGCAAAGUAAAAUUUGGACAGUUGAAAAACAUCAAACGCUCAUGCGAAAGCUCUGUUAUUUGCGUUUUGCUGAAAUUGUUAAAGUUUAUAUUCAUUUUAUAACUUGGAAGUAACGUACGCUUGUUUAUGCUACAUUCAGCUUCCAUUUUGAACUUGACCCUAUACUACCGACAAAUAAUGUUAUGUGAAUACAUAUUAAGAAGCUGUCAAAAUUUUACCUAGCCCCAUGAGCUAGGUAAAAUUCUGGCGUUCGUAUUCACCACGAGAAAUGUUAAAGUUUUGGUUUGAUCCCUCAAAAUUUCAUACAUGACUGGCAGAGGCCCUAAAUAAGAAAAUAGUCGAAUCGGACGUUCUCGAUUAAUCGAUUCAAACUAUGGUGAAAUAAGACAUAACCGGUUGUCUUAUUACUUACUUAAUUUCGUACUUUGGUCCUUCAAAAUGCAACCAUGUGGGAUUCUUGCAAAAUACCGUUAUUGGAACCGCUUGUCAAAUUUAUGUAUUGCAUUUUUGUUUUUUGUGUAAACUUAGAAUUGAAUAUGAAAGCAUAUUUAGAAAAAUAAUAGCAAUUAAACGGGGACAAAUUUACCAAGAACGGCAAAUGGAUAACAUUAAAACGCCAGAGGCGCUUGAUUGCAGCUAUGCAAGUCUGUGUUGCUACUCGCCGGUGAUUCCAUUUACCGGGUUUGGCGUCCUUGGUGUUACCUGGACAGGAGCGGCAUCAGCUGCUGCAGCUGCUACAGAAACUUUGGAUGCGUCUAUCUUUCCUCCAUAUUCAAAUUCCGUCGAAUUGUUUACGAAUCGGCGAAUAGAGAAAUCCCACUGGAUAUGCGAUUAUUCCGACGAUAUUUUCCAAACGUUGCGCGAAACAGAGUUACGCCGAAAUGUUUUAAGUUUUCAAUCGGAACAAUGUGGUUUUCGACCGGUAAUGUUGCGUUUAUUGAAGGUGGCGACAGAAGUGCAUCAACUUUCGCGAACAACUUUACAUUUAGCGCUUUACUUGUUAGAUGGUUUCAUGGACAAUUACACCAUUCGAACAGAAAAACUAAAUUUAACAGCAAUGACAUGUUUAAUAGUAGCUGCUAAAAUUGAGGAAGCCGAUAUUAAUGCACCAAAAUUUGCUGAGCUCAAUAAGUUAGUUGGUGAUGUUUACACAUUGGACGAUUUCCGCAAAGCCGAAAUGAAGGUUUUAAUGCUAUUUCAUUUCGACUUGAUUCGCCCGACAACGGCCACCUUUGCUGAGUAUUUUGCUAAUAACAUCAUAACGCUGGACGAUUUUCAUUUAUAUUUGCAAAAUUGGCAUGGUGGCAUGUCCGAUUUUCGUACCAUAUUGCAGCAUCAACAACUGAACGAUGCAACACCUGACAUAGUACCACCUUAUUACCGUACUUAUGAAGAAAUGGCUACAGUUUUAAGCAAGUUAUUGUUUAAUCUUGUAGAUGAGACUUUGUGCUGUACGGUUACCAAUCAUAUUUUAAAGUUUAAAUUUUUUUUUUAUUGGCAGUUUGUUUUUGCAGAUAUCAAGUUCGUCAACGCCAGACCAUCAAUAAUUGCUGCAUCUUGUAUUGCAGCUGUGCGGCAUCUUUCCUUCGUAACGCCUCUUUGGACGCCUUAUCUUGUAAGUGUAACUGAAUGUACGCAGGAUAUGAUCGAACCUUGUAUGGAAGCUAUAAUUGCCUUGCAUAACUUACAUAUAAGUAAAGUGCAAGCAAUGCUAUACGCAGCGGCUAAACUAUCGAACGCAGGAGCCACUCUAUGUGAUAGUCCGGAGUCUGGUUUUGUAUCUAUAAGCGAUAUGAAAUCUGAAUCGUCGGAAAAUGAAAGUGACCUUGGUGAAUGCAAAUUUCCCCAAACCGAAUGUACGGUAGUUCUAGGCAAGAGGUCGCGUUCAGCGGCGUUCAGCGAUGAAAGUGACGACGGGCAGGAGAAUACUUCGUGUUUGAGCCCUAAUUUCCCGUUGUUGGGAAAACGUAGGCGAAUGUUGGAAAACGAUGAUGGUGUUAUUUAGCUAUAAAUUAUAUUGGGGUUUGUCUUCAAUAGUAAGUUUUUCUUAAAUACUUCUUAAUUUUUUUUAGUUAUUUUCUUUCUUCUCUCAUAUUGAAUAUUCUUGUUAUGUUAAACAGAUACAAAUGUAUGUAUAUUCCUGGCCGUUACUGUGGUUUGAAGUUUUGGUUAAACCUAUGCAAAAAAUUGCAAUAAAAAGAAAAAAACAGAUUGUACAAUGGAAAUAAAAUAUACCAUUUCAGAAGCUUCUUGGGAUUUGUUAAUACAUUUUUUUUUAAAGAAUAUUUGCUUAUUGGAUGCCUUUUAACCUAAUCAAGUUUUGGGUUUCAAGACAACUAUUCAAAUUAUAAAGUAUACAUACUAUAUAUGUAUAUAUGUACUUCUGAACCCUUAACCUGCAUAACUUAAGUUACAUGAUUUAUAUAAUUCAACUCAGCAGAAAAAUCGUAAAAAAUCCAAGGUUUCAGCAGUCGGUUUCUUCGACUUCAUCCCGGGUGGAUUUUAGUCUUAAAAAUAUUCGAGUAGGUUCUGCAAUUCACUUCCGAGUGAAUUUCAACCCCUGCCAA